UGUCAGAUCGUGCUUUUAUUUUCGAACGAGCAAGGAAGUCGUUAUAAACGGCCGCCUUAAUUUAAAACGAGAAUUUCCUAGCGGCGUAUCGCUCUGCGAAAUUCCUAGCAGCUAGUGCGGCUGGCAGGCCCGCUUGUCGACCCGUCAUUUCGCGUCAAGUAGCGUUAAACGUCAAGUUCCAGGUGCACGACGUGCAUUUUACGUUCUUGUGCUCGUCGGCGAGAACCGCAGAUCCUCGGGCAUGCCACUGCACCGAUACACGCACGCGAUCCUCUGCAGGAUCCCGUUGUCACUGCGUACACGGGGUGAGCUGACGCUAGACGAAGCUAGGACGCAGCAUCUAGCCUUGGCGCAGCUUCUACGCGAACUCGACAUCGAUGUCGUCGAGAUGCCGCCCGACGAGAAUUCGCCACUCUGCGUCUUCGUCGAGGACAUCGCCGUCGUCUGCAACGGCAUCGCCUUGAUCGCCCAUCCGAGCGAUCCAUCUCGUCUCAAGGAGCUUGAUACCAUCAGAGCUGUGUUGAAGAAAGAGCUAGAGAUACCAUUGAUAGAAAUAAGCGACAAGAAUGCUCGUUUGGAUGGUGGAGAUGUGCUUUUCACUGGUAGAGAAUUCUUUGUUGGGUUGUCUCAUUUUACAAAUGAAGCAGGAGCACGAGCAGUUGCUGCAGCAUUUCCAGAAUAUCCAUGUGUACCUAUUAAGGUGGGUGAUGGUGGCGAAGAGGUGAUAGUGGAGAGUCUUACCUCAGCCCCUCUUCAGGUGGCUGAAUCCAAACGCUUGAAAUCACUGGUUACAAUGGCUGGCCCAGAUCUUAUAUGUGUAGGAGCCGGAAAAGAAUCUCAAGAAGUUCUUAAGAGAAUCGAGCGAGAGGCAACAUACAGUUACCAAACAUUAACCGUACCCGAGGAUGUAGCUGCCAAUGUGCUUUAUGUGAACGGUACUCUCAUUCAUCGAUCAGAGGAUGAGAUCCCACAAUCGAGUAAAGUAUUCGCCGAGGUGGAGUUUCCGACUAGAUCGCUGCGAAUGUCUGAAUUGGCGAAAGUUAGCUCCGGUUUGUCCUCCUGUUGCUUGUUAGUGCGCAGACCGCGACACAUCCGUAGCAUUUAAAUGAGAAAGAAGAAUAUUCUCUAUCUUGCGAUGUAAUCGCAAUCUAUGCCACUAUUAGUGCUAAUCGCCAUGACAUGAAACAUAAAUCCAGAUUUUCUUCUCUCACCAAAUCUGUGGAGCAAUACGACGCAAUGCAUGACAAUGACGGUACGUCAUCCUGACAUUUUGAUAAGUAUUUUUUAAAUUAAUUUAAAAAGUUAUAUCAUUUUAUAUCUUGCAAGAUUAAGUAUUUGAAGAGAUUAAUAUAUAUAUACAUAUAUGUAUAAUUUUUAUAUAUUUAGAGUAGAAAAGUAAUAUAUUCAAACUUUAUAUUGUAUUUACGUUUAUGUUUGUCGCAAGAGAAUCUAUAUUUGACAUUUAUUUAAACAUUCUUUUUAUACUUUCAUUUCCAGCUAUAGAUUAUUAGGUUCUAAUAUUUUCACGCAUUUUUUUGUAUUUAUUAUUUUAUGCAACUUUUUUCCUAUGAUAUCCAAAAAAUAUGUUAUAAAGUAAGGCUACAUUUACAUCUCAUAGUCCUAAACAGGAUUGAAUUUUACAAAUAUGGCACGUAACAUAAUAUGACACAAAUCCGAUUUAAUAUAUAUAUACAAUAUAUACAUAUAUGUGGGGUUGGAAUAUUGAUUUUUAAUACGAUAUGUGGAAUCAAAAUUAACUUGUAAUUCAACUUAUAAUUAAGACUGCACUGAUACUACAUACACACGUAAUAAUAGAUCAUUUGCGAGGCUUACGCUAUUGGGAAGAAUGCGAUCGUAAUUAUCAGUAUUCUGACUCCUGCAACGCAUUCGCAACUAGUCUGAAACGUGUUCACAUCAAAACAUUGAAAUAAAUAUGUCUCUAUCAUUUAAUAAUGUA
Molecule: messenger RNA, 1957 nt
Organism: Pogonomyrmex barbatus (red harvester ant)
Lineage: Eukaryota; Metazoa; Arthropoda; Insecta; Hymenoptera; Formicidae
Product: N(G),N(G)-dimethylarginine dimethylaminohydrolase 1
Biological process (GO): arginine metabolic process; positive regulation of nitric oxide biosynthetic process
Molecular function (GO): dimethylargininase activity; amino acid binding
Source: RefSeq, a predicted model, not a curated record